Molecule: messenger RNA, 1506 nt
Organism: Pestalotiopsis fici W106-1
Lineage: Eukaryota; Fungi; Ascomycota; Sordariomycetes; Amphisphaeriales; Sporocadaceae
Exons: 3
Coding region: 1-1506 (501 amino acids)
Biological process (GO): pentose-phosphate shunt; pentose-phosphate shunt, oxidative branch
Cellular component (GO): cytosol
Molecular function (GO): NADP binding; phosphogluconate dehydrogenase (decarboxylating) activity
Source: RefSeq, a predicted model, not a curated record
AUGGCAGAGACCAAAAAGAUUGGUAUGCUUGGUGUGGGGAGUAUGGGCGCCAUGAUGUCGCUCCUUUUCGCAGAACAUGGUUAUGAGGUUCAUUUCUUCGACCCGAGCGAGGAGAAUAUGGAUAUGCUUGAGAAGCAAGGAAAGGACAUUCAGCUAGACGACAGAGUACAAAGGUCGAAAAGCUACGAGGAUGUCUGCAAAUCUAUAGAAACCAAAGGCCAGUCAAAGCUCUUCGUCUUCAGUACACCACACGGCAAACCAGCCGAUAAAUGUGUCGAGGGGCUUCUGCCUUACCUCAACAAGGGCGACCUCAUCGUCGAUUGCGGCAACGAGCACUGGACAAACACGGAAAGGCGACAGAAGAUGCUGGAUCCAAAGGGCAUCCACUACGUCGGAUGCGGUGUCUCGGGCGGCUAUCAGAGCGCUCGCCACGGCCCAUCCAUGUCGCCCGGAGGCAGCUCCGAGGCACUGGAAAAGGCCAUGCCAUUCCUCAAGACCGUGGCCGCCAAAGACGCACACGGCCGCCCGUGUACCAACCCCGUCGGACCUGCCGGUUCCGGUCACUACGUCAAGAUGGUGCACAACGGCAUCGAGCAGGGCAUGAUGUCGGCCAUGGCCGAGGUCUGGCUCAUUCUCACAAAGGGUCUAGGCUUCAGCCACGAAGAGAUCGCGGAUAUCUUCAAAUCCUGGAACGAGUCGGGUCCCCUGCGCAAUUGCUUCCUCGUCGCCAUCGGCGUCGGUAUCGAGCGCGCCAAGGACAAGGACGGUAACCAUGUCCUCUCCGAGGUGCGUGACAAGGUGACUCAAGACGUGACCGAGGAAGAAGGUACAGGGACCUGGACGUGCGAGCAAGCCGUCACCCUUCACGUGCCGGCCGCCUCGAUCCUCAGCGCACACCUGUUUCGGUGUGCAUCUGCCGACCUGAGGCGCCGCAUCAAUAACCAAAAGGCGGCAGCGGGUGGUAUCGAGGCGCAGCCGUGGUCCGGGGUCGACAAGCGCAAGUUUGCCGAGCUCCUGCACCAGGCCAUGUACUUUUGCUUCCUGGCCUGCUUCGCCCAGGGCAUGGACAUUAUCCGGAGAAAGGAUCGUGCCGAGGGCUGGAACCUUGACUACCGCAAGAUUAUGCAAUUAUGGAGGGGUGGUUGUAUUAUCCAAGCUGACCAUAUUGUGGAUCUGCUGGAUAGCAUAUAUGAGAAAGCGGAUGGUGAUCAGGACAAUCUGCUCGCCAAUCCGGAACUUGGCCAUGAAUUUCACAAUACAUACCCGGCUAUCAAGGAGAUUGUUCUCAAGGCUGUCGAGACGGAUACGUUUGUGCCAUCCAUUAGUCAGAGCCUCGAGUACUUCAAGUAUCAGACAUCCACAGAACUGCCAACGCAGUUCAUGGAGGCGCAACUGGAUUUCUUUGGGCAGCACAUGUUUGACAAGAAGAAAGACCCGGUGGGUGGUCCGGAAAAGGGGCAACACCACUACGAGUGGAAGCCGGCAACAGGAUUAUCUGGGAAAUAA